Erythranthe guttata (spotted monkey flower) is the source of this 2334-nucleotide messenger RNA. Its product is annotated as L-ascorbate oxidase homolog. The record is from RefSeq and is a predicted model, not a curated record. Gene Ontology annotation, molecular function: copper ion binding; oxidoreductase activity. NCBI's taxonomy places the organism in Eukaryota, Viridiplantae, Streptophyta, Magnoliopsida, Lamiales, Phrymaceae.
AUAUCCAACCACACAAAUACACAUAUAAAACACCCUCCCCAUUCUCCACUAUAAAGAACACCCUUCCUCGGACAAUCAAUCCAAUCAAUCAAUAAAACCAACAAAUAAAACAUCGGAUUGUCGAAAAAAGAAAAAAACCAAAAAAACCAAAAAAGAAAAAAAGAAAAACAAAUGAUGGGCAGGGUGAAUUCACUACUAGCAAUAUUACUAGUAGUUUCCACCACAUCAUUAUUAUCGGAUCUUGCCUAUUGCGAAGAUCCAUACGUUUACCAAACAUGGGACGUAAAAUACGCAACCCUCUCACCGUUGGGCGUCCCGCAGCAAGUCAUCACGAUCAACGGCCAAUUCCCGGGCCCGAAGAUAAACUGCACCUCCAACAACAACAUCGUCGUCAACGUGUUCAACAACCUCGACGAGCCGUUGCUGCUGACGUGGAACGGCGUCCAGCAGAGGAAGAACUCGUGGCAAGAGGGUACAUUGGGCACUAACUGCCCGAUCCUACCGGGGACUAACUACACGUACAAGUUCCAGGUCAAGGAUCAGAUCGGCAGCUACUACUACUACCCUACCACCCCUCUCCACCGCGCCAUGGGGGGUUACGGCCCCCUUGCCGUCCACAGCCGUGACCUCAUCCCUGUCCCGUUCGAUCUCCCCGAGGACGAUUAUUUUGUUUUCGUUGGUGAUUGGUACAAGAAGGGCCACGCUUCGUUGAGGAAGCUUCUUGACGGGGGCCGGUCGCUCGGCCGCCCUGACGGUGUGAUCAUCAACGGGAAGGGUAGUUUCGGAACUGGUAAUAAGACAGGGGGCGAAGAUUCGCCCAUGUUUACCAUGAUCGCGAAGAAGACGUACAGGUACCGAUUCUGUAACGUCGGGAUGAAGGAUUCGGUCAACGUGAGGAUCCAGGGCCACACGAUGAAGAUCGUCGAGAUCGAGGGCUCCCACACGGUGCAGAACGUUUACGAUUCCCUCGACGUGCAUCUCGGCCAAUGCUACUCUGUCCUGGUGACCGCCGACCAGAAGCCAGAGAGCGACUACUACCUGGUGGCGUCCACCAGGUUCUCGAAGAAGGCCCUCACCUCCACCGCGAUCAUCCGAUACGUCGGUGGGGGUCAGGUGCCUCCGUCACCGGAGCUGCCUCCAGCUCCGGUGGGUCUCCCCUGGUCGAUCAACCAGUUCAGAUCGUUCAGGUGGAACCUGACCGCGAGCGCAGCCAGGCCCAACCCGCAGGGGUCGUACCACUACGGGAAAAUUGACAUCACGCGCACGAUCAAGUUCGUGCUGAAGCCGUUCAGCAAGGUCGGUGGCAAGCGCAGGUACUCGAUCAACGGUGUCUCGCACGUGGACCCGGAAACCCCCUUGAAGCUGGCCGAGUACUACGGAGUGGCCGACAAGGUUUUCAAGUACGACAUGAUCAAAGACCAGCCGUCGGACAGCGACCUGGCCGCGGAAGUCAUCGUCGCGCCCAACGUGAUCAACGGGACAUUCAGGAACUUCGUCGAGAUCAUACUCGAGAACCACGACAAGAGCGUCCAGACUUUCCACGUGUCCGGAUACUCUUUCUUCGCAGUCGCGGUUGAGCCGGGGAGGUGGACGGAGGAGAAGAGGAAGAACUACAACCUGAUAGAUGCAAUAAGCAAACACACAGUGCAGGUGUACCCGAACAGCUGGACAGCGAUUAUGACAACGUUGGACAAUGCCGGAAUGUGGAACAUGAGAUCUAUGUCUUUGGAGAGACAGUAUUUGGGGGAGCAAAUCUACGUAAGCGUUCUCUCCCCGAAUCGAUCCCUUCGCGACGAAUACAAUCUCCCGGAUACGCAGUUGCUCUGCGGGAUUGUCAAGGACAUGCCAAAGCCACCACCAUACAGUUCUUGAUCCAUUAUAUACUUAUUAAUUAUCAUCACUACUUCAACUGGGAUUUUUUCAAUUUUAUAUAAUAUAUAAGUAUAUCUAUCUAUAUAUAUGUGUGUGUGUGUGUGUGUAUUGUUCUACUAUGAAGAAAUAAAAGAAGAAUGUAAUAAUUAUUAAGGUAUUAUUAAUUAAAGAAACAAUAAGGGAAGAAGAAGAAGAAAAAAAGGGAAGACAAUGUAAUAGUGGUUUGGUGUGAUAAUUAAUCCAGGGCCACCGUCACGUGAGUUUUGGUAGAAUAGGGUUUUAUUUGUAAUUUGUUGUACUUUUUCCUCAUUAUUAUUUAUUUUUCUUUUCCCCAUGAUUAAUAAUUUAUAUUUACUUUAUUUUUUAAAUCGAUCUCAUUCUAACACACAACAUUCAUACACUCUAUAUGUAUUGAAUUGUGUGUGAGAUGUUUUUUUUGUUAUUCACGCUCUGUAAGAUGUU